GCAGCUGGCACCUCCGAGACGCGCAGUCGCGCGCCGGUUCUGUCGGGUGGGAGGUGAUCAGCUGCGAGCACACGAGGAACGAUGUUCGUCCUGCAGAAGUCUAUAUUAUUUGCCGCCAGCAGAAAUUGUAAUGGAUCAUGGGCACGAGUGCUUCCGUCUGCACAUGUCGUAAAAGAUGUUCAACAAAGGGAAAUCCACGAGGUUUCGGGAGAUGUGAUACCUAUAAAUAUGGUGAAGGGUAUCGGACACCUUAGGGAUCCGCGGCUCAAUAAGGGUUUGGCGUUUACACUGAAAGAAAGGAUAGCCCUGGGUAUACACGGACUGCAACCUCCGAGAUUUAAGACGCAGGAGGAACAACUGGCUCUGUGCAAAGCUUCAGUUAUGAAAUAUACGGAAGAUCUGAAUCGAUAUCUGUACCUAGUAGAACUUCAGGAAAGGAACGAGAGGCUAUUUUUCCGCCUACUGAGUGAGAACAUCGAGCAGAUGAUGCCGAUCGUUUAUACGCCUACUGUCGGGCUUGCCUGUCAAAAGUUUGGCGUAAUUUAUCGUAGGCCCCGUGGACUUUUCAUCACCAUAUAUGACAAGGGCCACAUUUAUGAGGUUCUGAAUAAUUGGCCAGAACAAGCUGUGCGCGCCAUUUGCGUGACAGAUGGCGAGCGCAUUUUAGGUCUUGGUGACCUUGGUGCCUGCGGCAUGGGCAUUCCUGUUGGCAAGCUAGCCCUUUACACAGCUUUGGCUGGCAUUAAACCACAUCAGUGCCUCCCGAUCACCAUUGACGUAGGCACUAAUAAUGAACAACUAAGGAAUGAUCCUCAUUACAUUGGUCUUAACAAACCUAGAACUCAGGGUGCCGAAUAUGAUGAGUUGAUCGAUGAAUUUAUGGCAGCUUGCGUGAAAAAGUACGGGCAAAACGUUCUUAUUCAAUUCGAAGAUUUCGGGAAUCAUAAUGCUUUUCGUUUCUUGGACAAAUAUCGGGAUAAAUACUGCACGUUUAACGACGACAUCCAAGGUACGGCCGCGGUUGCGGUGGCCGGCAUUCUAGCGUCGAAGAGAAUAACCAAGAAGAGAAUGUCGGAUAAUAAGUUUGUCUUCCUAGGCGCCGGGGAGGCAGCUAUUGGAAUAGCUGAUCUCUGCGUUAAAGCGAUGGAGGCUGAUGGUUGCACCGAACAACAAGCACGUAAUAACAUCUGGAUGAUGGAUAUCGACGGAUUACUUGUAAAGAACCGGCCCGAGGGUAAUCUGGAAGGCCAUAAGAUUUGGUACGCGAAGGAACACAAAGUGAUGAGGACGUUGAUUGAAGUCGUGAGUGAGAUUAAACCUACCGUUUUAAUAGGCGCUUCAGCGGCUGCGGGUGCGUUCACCCCUGAAGUCUUGAAAGAAAUGGCGAAAAAUAACGAAAGACCGUUGAUUUUCGCUCUGAGUAAUCCAACCAGUAAAGCUGAAUGUACAGCACAGCAGGCAUACGAUUAUACAGAUGGGAGAUGCGUAUUCUCUUCUGGCUCGCCAUUCGGUGAAGUAAAUUAUAACGGAAAGAUCUAUAAACCUGGGCAAGGUAACAACGCAUAUAUCUUCCCCGGCAUAGCCUUGGGCGUUAUCGCGACCGGAUGCCAUCACAUUACGGAAGAUUUGUUCCUAAUCUCGGCACAAGCUGUGGCCGAUCACGUGAAGAAUGAGGAUCUCGAAAGAGGAAGCUUAUAUCCACCAUUGAAUAACAUUCGCGAAUGCUCAAUUGACAUUGCAGUUAGGAUAGCCGAUUACGCUUAUGCUAAAGGUGGUUUAGCGAGCGAAUACCCAGAACCAAAAGACAAGCGACAAUUUAUUAUGAGUAAAAUGUACGAUGCCAACUAUGACAGUCCACUGCCAAGUUUUUAUGAGUGGCCAGGUGAUUCUGCUAAGCCACGCAUCUUACCGGAAAAAGACACAAUAGAAAUCCGUCACGAUUUAAAACAUCUGUAGCGAAUUUCAUCGGCCGAGAAUAUAAUCGAAGACUUAUUCUCGCAUUUAACAAUCAAAAUAUUAUCUCUUCAGCUCAUAGUCAAUAUCACUCAUGGCAUACGCAAACGGCAAAACGACUUGCGAACAGUUUUAACAGUAAGAACAGUUAUUCUGUUAGAUGACUAACGCCAAAGCUUGUACUAUUACAUUUCGCGCGAAGUGCUAACAUGGUAUAUAGCGCCAUAUGGCUCAAUCGUUGACAGCGUUAUUGUUGCAAUAAGCUGACAAGAUAGUAUUUUAAUGUUCACCUUCGUCUGUAUACCAGUAUUAAAAGUAACAAAUAUUGCCACAGGGACAAUGGUUGAAAGUAACUGAAGAAAGUUUAUAUUAUAUAAUUUUAAAAGCACGUUACAUCAUUUUACAUAUGGUAAUCGAUAUCGAGGAAGGAUAUAUGUAUGUAUAUCUCAGGUUCUGGUAGCACGAUGACAUCAUUCGAAAUAAUAACUAACCCAGGAAAAAAAGAUCAUAUAUGAAAUUUCCCCAUAUAUGACUAUAUAUAAUCAUAUAUGUCCACAACGAAAAAAUAUUGUUGUUUACAAAUUAUGUGCAAAUACAAUCAAAGUAAACACUUCUGACUACUUGUGCUUCUAACAGCACAUGAUAUCGACGUUUAAUUAAACGACAUAACAUCAUUUUUUUUCGUAUAGACAUAUAUAAUCAUAUAUGUAAUCACAUAUAUGGACAAAAUUCAUAUAUGAUUUUAUAUAAUUAUAAUCAUAUAUAAACAUUUGCUCCCGGGCUGCUCGCUUUCUGCCAUUAAUCUAUUAUCAGAUUCUGUUAGCAGGUUCUGUCGGCAGAACAACAGUAGAUUGCAGACACAGAUGACGAUGGAUCUGUAGAUACUAUAGAUCAUGUUCGAUCUGUUGCCAAUUUGUCAUUAGGCUACUAAUAGACUGCUAAUAGACUGCUAGUUAUAUUUAUAUUUAUAGGGAUAUACAUGAUUAUUAUAUAUAGCAUCUUUUUAAAGUUUUAAAGAAAUAUAUACACAUGUAUAUAUAAAUUAUAUACUUAAAUAUCCAAAUUACUUGAAAAUUGGAUUGCUUUCUUUAGCGAUAAUUAUUUGCUCGUACAUACAUAUUUAGCAAAAGCAAAUUUUCGAUUUUAUAGUUUUCUUUAUGAAUCUGGUUUGAGAUCUAUGAAUGGAAUUAUGUUCGGAUAAAACGAACAAUGGUGGUUAUAAAUAUAGCUUUCACAUAUAAGUCGUUUCGUGAUAUAUUUUUGAAAAUACUUUACGAGGAUAUUGCGCGAUAGCAGGAUAAAACAUAAUAAAAUUAAGGUCUCAAAUAGUAAAAUGACAGAGGAUGUUACAUCGGACAGCAAUAUGACGUCCUCUGAUAUCAUUUUGCUACUUGGAGUAUCUCUCAAUUCAAUUAUAUCCUGAAAUAUUUGUUACUAAACAUCUGCACUUUUUGUGAUUUACAAACAAUAUAUAGUUCCUUAAAGACGAAAGGUGAUUUAUUUUUCU
Molecule: messenger RNA, 3460 nt
Organism: Dinoponera quadriceps
Lineage: Eukaryota; Metazoa; Arthropoda; Insecta; Hymenoptera; Formicidae
Product: NADP-dependent malic enzyme-like
Exons: 11
Coding region: 82-1956 (624 amino acids)
Biological process (GO): pyruvate metabolic process; malate metabolic process
Cellular component (GO): mitochondrion
Molecular function (GO): NAD binding; malate dehydrogenase (decarboxylating) (NAD+) activity; malate dehydrogenase (decarboxylating) (NADP+) activity
Source: RefSeq, a predicted model, not a curated record